This is a messenger RNA of Solanum verrucosum, 629 nucleotides long. RefSeq names its product sm-like protein LSM2. The transcript has 4 exons. Gene Ontology annotation, molecular function: RNA binding. Gene Ontology annotation, cellular component: Lsm1-7-Pat1 complex; precatalytic spliceosome; catalytic step 2 spliceosome. The record is from RefSeq and is a predicted model, not a curated record. Gene Ontology annotation, biological process: mRNA splicing, via spliceosome. The coding region runs from base 134 to 415 and encodes 93 amino acids. NCBI's taxonomy places the organism in Eukaryota, Viridiplantae, Streptophyta, Magnoliopsida, Solanales, Solanaceae.
UUUGAAACUGAAGGCAGUAGGCACCAUUCUCGUUCGGCGGAUAUCUGUUUUCUCCGGUGAAUUGGAGUUAUUUCUGGCAGCUGAAGCCCCGAAAGACGUGCGAACUAACGAGAUUUUCCCAUAGAAAUAGAAAAUGUUGUUUUUCUCAUACUUCAAGGACAUGGUGGGCAGAGAAGUGACAGUGGAACUGAAGAAUGAUUUGGCUAUCCGAGGCACACUCCAUUCAGUCGAUCAGUAUCUCAACAUUAAGCUCGAAAACACAAGUGUCGUUGAUGAAGACAAGUACCCUCACAUGCGUUCAGUGAGGAACUGCUUCAUCAGAGGAUCAGUGGUGAGAUACGUCCAGUUACCUCCAGAUGGAGUCGACAUUGAGCUGCUUCAUGAUGCUACGAGGAGAGAAGCUCGUGGUGGCUAAAAGGCUAAAAUCUGAGACCUUCAAAAGUGGAUGUACUUUUAAACUUUUGAGUGUGUAAAUCAGCAUGUACUGAUUUUCUUUGUUAAAUGUAUUUUUAGAUGCUAUUGCAUGCAGUGCUUUGUAUUCUGCUGUUCCUCCUCUCCAUUUUUACCUAACUGUGUGGUGUGAAAGCCUUGGAUGGGAUUUUAAAAAAAGUUGUACAAUUUAUGAAAAA